Drosophila simulans is the source of this 41177-nucleotide messenger RNA. RefSeq lists its product as uncharacterized. The transcript is spliced from 32 exons. Gene Ontology annotation, biological process: signal transduction. Lineage: Eukaryota; Metazoa; Arthropoda; Insecta; Diptera; Drosophilidae. Bases 512 to 40102 code for a protein of 13196 amino acids. The record is from RefSeq and is a predicted model, not a curated record. Gene Ontology annotation, molecular function: protein binding.
UCGGGCAGGACUUGUCGCAUCCAGUCUGGAGUUGAACAUCGAAGAAAACGGCAGCAAAACCGAAAACUGCUCCUCGAGAACCGUGAACUCUAGAAGGGACUGUGUGAGAGCAGCCAGGAGUCCAAUCAGACACAAAUACACACACAAAGACAUUUACACCCAUACACUGACACUGACACGCACACAACCGAAUCGGUCGCCUGUACGAACACACCCUCUCGCACACUCAUGCACUCGUGUACAUAUUGCUUACAUAAAGUCUAAGGAAAAAUCGAUAGGAGUGCAUUAAUAAUUCAGCGAAAACGAAGAGGAAAAGGUCUCGAGCAAAUAUCUUCAAGUAGUGCGAGUUUUCCGCCUCUGCUAACGGUGAAGAAAAGUUCCAGGCCUCGUGAAAAAAAAAUAUGACUAAUCUGCAGUGACGACAUACGCGCCGCUUACACAAUUUCUCUACACCAAUUAAUCGCUGAAAUCCAUUCAAGACGGGCAUUUUCCCAUUGGCAAUUGUGAAAAAAUGGUCACCGAAAAUGGAGGAGCACAGGGCGAUGGAAACACUUCCUUCCUGCGUGCCGCUCGCGCCGGAAAUCUGGAGCGCGUGCUCGAGCAUUUGAAGAACAACAUUGACAUUAACACCAGCAAUGCGAAUGGCUUGAAUGCCCUGCACCUGGCCUCCAAGGAUGGCCACAUCCACGUCGUCUCGGAACUCCUUCGUAGGGGCGCGAUUGUGGAUAGUGCCACCAAAAAGGGAAACACCGCCCUCCACAUCGCCUCAUUGGCUGGACAGGAGGAGGUGGUGAAGCUACUGCUGGAGCACAAUGCCUCUGUGAAUGUGCAAUCCCAGAAUGGAUUCACUCCACUCUACAUGGCCGCCCAGGAGAACCACGAUGCGGUGGUGCGUCUCCUUUUGUCCAACGGAGCCAACCAAAGUCUGGCCACCGAGGAUGGCUUCACCCCACUGGCGGUGGCCAUGCAGCAGGGUCAUGACAAAGUCGUUGCUGUCCUCCUCGAGAGUGAUACUCGUGGAAAGGUCAGGCUUCCUGCGCUGCACAUUGCCGCCAAAAAGGACGACGUCAAGGCAGCGACUCUGCUUCUCGAUAAUGACCAUAAUCCGGACGUGACUUCCAAGUCGGGCUUCACCCCGCUGCACAUUGCUUCCCAUUAUGGUAACCAAAACAUCGCCAACCUACUCAUCCAGAAGGGCGCCGAUGUCAACUACUCGGCCAAGCACAACAUUAGUCCGCUGCAUGUGGCUGCAAAGUGGGGCAAGACCAACAUGGUUUCCCUGCUUCUGGAGAAAGGUGGUAACAUCGAGGCAAAGACCCGGGACGGACUUACUCCGCUCCAUUGCGCCGCACGCUCUGGUCAUGAGCAAGUAGUGGACAUGCUACUCGAACGAGGAGCUCCAAUCUCUGCCAAGACCAAAAAUGGUUUGGCACCCCUCCAUAUGGCCGCCCAGGGUGAGCAUGUGGAUGCCGCCCGCAUCCUCUUGUACCAUCGUGCUCCCGUCGACGAGGUGACAGUGGACUAUCUCACUGCCCUGCAUGUGGCUGCUCACUGUGGUCAUGUUAGGGUGGCUAAGCUUCUACUGGAUCGAAAUGCUGAUGCCAAUGCAAGGGCUUUGAAUGGAUUCACUCCACUGCACAUUGCUUGCAAGAAGAACCGCUUGAAGGUGGUGGAGUUGCUCUUGCGACAUGGUGCCAGCAUCAGUGCCACCACAGAGAGUGGACUUACUCCGCUACAUGUAGCCGCCUUCAUGGGCUGCAUGAACAUUGUCAUCUAUCUGCUGCAGCAUGAUGCCAGUCCCGAUGUGCCCACUGUGCGCGGUGAAACGCCACUCCAUCUGGCCGCCAGAGCCAACCAGACCGACAUCAUUCGCAUCCUGCUGCGCAAUGGCGCCCAGGUGGACGCUCGUGCCCGCGAGCAACAGACACCGCUGCACAUCGCUUCGCGACUGGGUAAUGUGGACAUCGUGAUGCUCCUGCUGCAACAUGGCGCCCAAGUGGACGCAACCACCAAGGACAUGUACACGGCACUUCACAUCGCAGCCAAGGAGGGCCAGGAUGAGGUGGCCGCUGUACUAAUUGAUAACGGCGCCGCCUUGGAUGCCGCCACCAAGAAGGGAUUCACUCCACUUCACUUGACGGCCAAAUAUGGACACAUUAAGGUUGCCCAGUUGCUGCUCCAAAAGGAGGCGGAUGUGGAUGCGCAGGGCAAGAACGGUGUCACCCCAUUGCAUGUGGCUUGCCACUACAAUAACCAGCAGGUUGCCUUGUUGCUUCUGGAGAAGGGAGCAAGUCCACAUGCCACGGCCAAGAAUGGACAUACCCCGCUCCAUAUUGCCGCAAGGAAGAACCAGAUGGACAUAGCUACUACUCUAUUGGAAUAUGGCGCUUUGGCCAAUGCCGAGAGCAAGGCCGGAUUUACGCCACUCCAUUUGAGCAGCCAGGAGGGUCAUGCCGAGAUCUCCAAUCUGCUGAUCGAGCACAAGGCCGCCGUCAAUCAUCCGGCCAAGAAUGGUCUAACUCCCAUGCAUCUGUGUGCCCAGGAGGAUAAUGUGAAUGUGGCCGAGAUUCUGGAGAAAAACGGCGCCAAUAUCGACAUGGCCACCAAGGCAGGCUACACUCCUUUGCAUGUGGCCUCUCAUUUCGGCCAGGCCAACAUGGUGCGUUUCUUGCUGCAGAAUGGAGCCAAUGUGGAUGCGGCCACCUCGAUUGGCUAUACUCCGCUCCAUCAGACCGCCCAGCAGGGUCAUUGUCAUAUUGUGAAUCUCCUGCUGGAGCACAAGGCCAAUGCCAAUGCCCAGACGGUCAAUGGACAGACGCCUUUGCACAUUGCCCGCAAACUGGGCUACAUAAGUGUCCUGGACUCGUUGAAAACCAUCACCAAGGAGGACGAAGCAGCUGCUGCUCCGGCCCAAGCCGAGGAGAAGUAUCGCGUCGUGGCUCCCGAGGCCAUGCACGAGUCCUUCAUGUCCGACUCCGAGGAAGAGGGCGGCGAAGACAAUAUGCUAUCAGAUCAACCAUACCGCUAUUUGACCGUUGAUGAAAUGAAAUCCCUAGGCGACGACUCGCUGCCCAUCGAUGUGACCCGUGAUGAGCGCAUGGACUCCAACCGGAUGACCCAGAGCGCCGAGUAUGCCUCUGGAGUUCCGCCCACCAUUGGAGAGGAGGUUAUCAGUCCCCACAAGACCCAGGUCUAUGGCAGUUCACCCAAGGCCACCGUUGAUGGAGUUUACAUUGCCAAUGGUCACGAUGAGCCACCGCAUGUGGGUCGCAAGUUAAGCUGGAAGAGCUUCUUGGUGUCCUUUCUGGUGGAUGCCCGUGGAGGAGCAAUGCGUGGCUGUCGGCACAGUGGCGUUCGCAUGAUCAUCCCUUCGAGGUCAACUUGCCAGCCAACCAGGGUAACCUGUCGUUAUGUGAAGCCGCAGCGUACCAUGCAUCCGCCCCAGUUGAUGGAGGGCGAGGCUUUGGCCAGUCGUGUCCUGGAACUGGGUCCUUGCUCCACCAAGUUUAUUGGGCCAGUGGUCAUGGAGGUGCCGCACUUUGCAUCGCUGCGUGGCAAGGAGCGCGAGAUCAUCAUACUGCGAUCGGACAAUGGAGAAACCUGGCGGGAGCACACCAUCGAUAACUCCGAGGAGAUCAUACACGAUGUCCUGCAGCAGUGCUUUGAACCAGAGGAGAUUGCCCAACUGGAGGAGCAGGCUGGCAACCAUGUCUGCCGCUUUGUCACCUACGACUUCCCCCAGUACUUCGCCGUCGUAUCGCGCAUACGCCAGGAGGUCCAUGCCAUUGGACCGGAGGGCGGCAUGGUGUCCAGCACCGUGGUGCCACAGGUGCAGGCCGUCUUCCCACAGGGAGCCCUCACCAAGAAGAUCAAAGUUGGCUUACAGGCCCAACCGGUCGAUCCCGAUCUCACGGCGAAGCUUUUGGGUCGCGGCGUGGCCGUAUCCCCAAUUGUUACGGUCGAGCCGCGUCGCCGUAAAUUCCACAAGGCCAUCACACUCAGCAUGCCCGCACCCAAGGCUCACAGCCAGGGUAUGAUCAACCAGUAUUCGGGCAAUACGCCCACCCUGCGUCUGCUAUGCUCCAUCACAGGCGGACCAUCUCGUGCUCAAUGGGAAGAUGUCACCGGUUCCACGCCCUUGACAUUUGUCAAUGACUGCGUCUCCUUUACGACCACAGUAUCAGCUCGUUUCUGGCUGAUGGAUUGCCGCAACAUUUCGGAUGCCACCAAAAUGGCCACUGAACUGUACAAGGAAGUCAUCCAUGUGCCGUUUAUUGCCAAGUUUGUGGUAUUCGCCAAGAAGGUUGAACCAUUCGAAGCUAGACUCCGGGUCUUUUGCAUGACCGACGAUCGUGAGGACAAAACUCUGGAGAAGCAUGAGCUCUACACGGAAGUGGCCAAGAGCCGUGAUGUCGAGGUCCUCGAGGGCAAGCCGCAGUACAUCGAGAUGGCUGGCAAUCUGGUUCCAGUGACCAAAUCUGGCGACCAGCUCCAGGUGCAAUUCAAGGCCUUCCGAGAGAACCGCCUACCGUUCACAGUACGAGUCAAGGAUCAACAUGCCGACAUUGUUGGACGCACUUUGUUCAUGAAGGAACCGAAGGUGGCCAAGGGCGAGCCACCGCAACAGCCCAUCUGCAUCCUGAACAUCGUUCUUCCGGAGGCUGUAAUUCCCGAUUCCACGACCGCCUUUUCGGACCGCGUCACCUCCGCCUACAGGACCUCAAUGUUUAGCUUGAGCAAGCAUCAAAAUGACCAUUACAUUGGCGACAUCCGCAUCGUCGAUCUAUCCAACCUGUUGGGUAAGGAUUGGAUUCAGCUGGCCCCAGAGAUUGGCAUCAAUGGGGAGGAGAUCGAUGAGAUCAUCAACCAAAACACAGAUAGCAUUGCCAGGCAGGCGCAGAGCAUGAUUCGCCUGUAUAAGGACAAACCUAACUACGAUAUUCUUUCGCUGGAAACGGCUCUCAAAAACAUUGGACGAGACGACAUCAUGAAAAAGUGCAAGAGUGGACGACUAUCGCAUUCGCGUGAAUUCGACGAGGCGGACCUUAUGAAGAACUCGGAGUCCGUGGAGGAACUGGUUCGCCGGGAAAGCAAGCGAAUCCAGCAAAUUAACGAACGCGAAGAAGUCAAAUACUCUGCCGAGGAGAAGGAGGUCGAGGAAUCGGAGUCUGAUGAAGAAGCUGCCAAGCGAACAGUUGCCGAACGGCGGGAAAAGAUUGUUAAGCGUCUGUCCAUCGAACGAUCAAUUCCUGCCUCCACUCAGAAAAAAGAGAUCACCCGCGAAAUAACCGAAAUCAAGCGUAAGAGUCUAAUCGAGGACAAGAAGGCUCAUCAUGAAUCCGAAAUUCUGAUGCAACUGCCUGCCGAUAACGUGAUUAUCAAGACAACAACUGUUCCCGACCAAGUCAUUAAGAUGAAGAUGGGCAAGAUGGACUCAACCGAGGUAAGCAAGAGCGAGUUCGACAAGGAACUUACGCACAAGUUCAAGACAUCCGGACGUAGCUCAGAGGAGGAAGACCAGCCAUCGUCACCAGAUCAGACUGACAAGAUUGUCCAGGACAUUAGUGCUGCCGAAAAGAAGGAGAAGGAUGGCGUGACCUUCAGCCGAGUGACGACAAUAACCCGCCAAGAGGCCCGCGACAUUACCGAAGACUUCUUAGAGAUUGAGAAGCGAAGCCAGCUCCCGGCAACUUCCACAACCGCAACAGUUCAUGAGAAGUUCGUUGAGGAGAUCAAAGAGAAGACCAGCCCUCUGGCUUCAGUGCCACAAGAAACAUUCAAGGAGGUGCAACAAGUCAUCAGCGAGGUGACCGAAAUAGCCAGCAGAAAGGUUGAAAACAUUAUUAGCUCCUUUGAGAGUAGCAAGUCUGUGGAUGCUACUCCCCUUCUGCCCACACAGCCGUCUGUCGAAUCAUCGAAGGUUAGCGAGACCAUUAAAAACCUAGAGGAUUCAAAGGCCGUGCCUGCGGAGCAAGUGAAGACUGUCCAGAUUAUUGAGAGCUCAAGUAUUGAGGAGACAAUUGCUGAAUUUGAAGCCAAGAAGGUCAAAUAUGACUUCCAUGGCGGUGAGCCCAAAACACAGAUCCCAAAGUUCACGCGGAAGCCUAGCGAUGACUCGAUGAAGCCUACCGCAGCUCCACGUGCUACAGUUGAAUCCGAAACUGAAUCGGUCAUUGAGACUAAGGUUGAAAAACCAAUCUCAAAGAUACCAGUCAAGACAAUACCAACCGAAGCUCAGAAGGUUAGCGAAGUAGAUGCACGUAAGAUUACUCAAGACUUCCUCCAGGGUGAGAAACUGGCGGCCGAACCCAAGCCAUCGCCAGCAGCCAGCAAGAUACCCAAGGUGGAGCCGAGGAAAUCUGUGGAUAAGCAGGUCGAUCGGGAAUCAAAAGUAUUGGAUGAUGUUGUGGCCUCUACGGCCACCAUUAUGACCGCCGGUCUGGGAGGUGAGCAGCUCAAAGAUCAACUCGUCGAUCACUCUGAAAUUAUCGCCAAGUCCGAAACAGUCGCCGAAAAGGUAACCGAACUGCUUGACACAUUCCACAAGAUCGAGGAGAAGGUCACCAAAUCUGAAAAGACCUCGGAAAUAUCGAGCAAAGUGGAGGAACUAGUUAAAAUCGAGGACAAACCUCUCUCACAAGUUCAACCCAAGGAGGACAAGGUGGCGCAAAAGGUUGCUGAAGUUAUCGAAACAUUCCACAAAAUCGAGGAGCAGAUCACCAGUGCCGAUGCCCGCCAGCUCACUCGUGAUUUCCUGAGCAUGGAGCAACAAAACCAAUUGCCGAGAAUGCCACAAUCUGCUGAGAAGCCCCUUGAAUCUAGUUUGACAUCCACAAGUGCUUCGGAACCAGAAUCAAUAGUCACAGUGAAGCCAGCACCCCCAGCGAGUAAGAUACCUGUAGUGGAACCCAGGAAAAUCGUUUUCGACGAAUCUACAAAGCCUCUGAUCGAACCAGAGCCAGUGAAGACCGCUGAAAAGAAGCCUCUUAAUGAGCGACAACUAACCGCUGAUUUCUUGAGCAUGGAGCAACAAACCCAGCUGGUCUCGGAGCCUGCCAAAUCGUUGGUGGAAGAGGUGAUGAAGUCCGCCGAGCAAAUGGUGGAGCUACCAAAACAGCAAAAGCCCCUGAAUGAGCGACAACUUACAGAGGACUUCCUGCUUAUGGAACAGCAGACACAACUGCCUUCAGACAUUGUUAAGCCAACGGAUAAGCUGAUCGAUGGUAUUGAGUCUGCAGCGCCGGUUGGAGAUGAAGCAUCACCGUUCCAUACGCCCAAGCUAACCACCAGCGUGGUGACACAGGAGCCACAGCAACUGGCGAGCGAAUAUGACAGUGACACCUUCGGCAAACAGGCCACCAUGCCGUUAGGAGACUCAAAGAUGGACCAGGGACUCACUGCACCAGUAUCCAUGGAGCCACGAAAGUCACUGACCGAUGCCGAGUUCUGCAAAUCGGUGGGCGAAACAAUCACCAAGAAGAUGAGUGUGGGAGUGAUUGAAAUAAGUGAUGAGCUCAAGAAAAUUGAGAGCGAAAUCCCACAUUCCCAGACUCCUCCACCAACACCGAGUGACAACAAAACCGACAAGCAGAACGAAGAGCCAGAACUGAUCAGCUUGGAGCGUGAUUACCUGGCCGACACUGUGACCACCCUGCACACAACUACAGAGUCGACCCUCGAACGCGUUUCUGCCAUUACCAAAAUUGAGCACUUCAGUGUUCAUAAUGUAAAAUCCGAAACCUUUACAAGAACAGAUGAACCUGAUAAGCUGCUCCAUAGUGUGGUAGCUCCCCCCGAUAUUCAGAAAUUGUACUCACAAGACACUACCUCAUUUACAGAAAUGAGUACAAGUAGUCAAACACCGAAGAUGACAACAACGACGACCAUGACAGCACAAAUAGAUCGCACCAAAGUAGAUUUGACUAUUCCUGGGCAAGAUCAGCAAAAACACAAGGAUCUGAAGGAGCAGUCCGCAGUAGUUGUAGAUGCAAAAACAGAGGCAGAGAAGACCGCCAGUGAUAGGGAGUAUUUAGAACAAAUUAUGGGCUGUGGCGAUGUCAGACGCAAGAUCAUGCGUUUGGAGAGCAGUUGCAGCACAGAAUCAUUGGAGUCAGUGGGCAAGUCAUCCGCUGUGACACCCAAAUAUAUAGGCGACAAUGUGCCAGUGGUGCGAGAGGUGGUGCAGAGUAUGGAGGAUAAGAUCUGCAGCACAGUGGUGUCGGCCAUUCCGUUUACCGUGCAAAAACGCAAGCCCCAUGAAGAUGACAAGGAACCCAAUGUAGUAGAACUAGAAAAACAAAUACUAACGCCAGCAGAUUUGGCCCUGGAAAAGAUAUUAAAAUGUGAACCACCCUCUGAGGUUGUAAGAAUUUCACCCAUCGAGGCCAUGUCUCUUGGCCUUAAAGAGAUUGAUGAAGAGGUUUGUGAAAAAGUUUGUGAGAAGCGCAAGUCCUUUGUGGUAGCUGAAGACUUAUGUGAAACGGAAAAGACUUUAACUGAACAGGUAAUAGAUUUAAAUAGGCAAGUAGACCAGGUACCUGAAAGGGUUUUUACUGAGACAAUUGAAAGGCAUUUAGACUUAGGAGAUAGGGAUGUCAUUGAGGCGUUACCAAAGGUUAAGGAAGUUGUGCAGGACAUUGAACGUAAAUAUCCUGCGGCUAACUUAGAGGCCAAACCUUUCAGUCCACGCAAGCGCACAACCCCAGACCGUAAGGUUGAUGUUUCGUCCUUAGAGCAGCAGAUUUUAACCGACGCCGAUCUGAUUUUAGAUGGUUUAGGCUCUAAGUGCGUACCAGAACAAAAGGUACAGUCGCCCAUUUUUGCAUUGAACAAGGCAAGCAGUAGUACUGAAAACCUAGAAGAUGUAUGCGAAAAGAAAUGCUCAAAGCGCACAAUCUCAGAUAUGGCAAAGGUCUUUGAAAGGCAAGAAGACCCAACAACUAUGCCAUCUAUUAAAAAUGUAAAGUCGACAACUGCCAAGUUCCUAGAGUGCGAGUCAGGGAAGUUCGCUAUUACAGAAAGUAUUCAGGAUUUUACUGCCAAGGGUAGUUUAAAUGAAGAAGUAGCUGCGAUUGAAAAAGGUCAAAUUAGAUUUUUAAAAGAUUGUGAUACACAAGAAUUUCCAAUAGAAACGAAUUUGGAUACAAAAUUCGUAGAAUUUCCAAAAAUUUCACACACCCUCGAACGAUUACAUUCCAUUUCGAAGACUGACAUUGCUGAUACAAAGAAAAUCGUCCACGAAUCUAGUGAAUUUAAAUCAAAAUUAGAUAAACUCGUGCACAAGACAGCACAAGCAGAUAACCAAAAUCCUGACAAAAUUAAGUUUCCCACUCAGGAUAAUUUAGAUGAGCUUCAAACACAAAUAAGCUUGACCUCUGAACUUGUUACAAUGACAUAUAAAUUUCCACCUGAAGGGAAAUCUUAUUUAGGUAAGGAACCAAUUGAAAGUGAAAGCGACGAGGAACUGGACACUUUAAACAAAAAAUGCAAGCUUCAGCUCUUAUCAAAAAUUGAACAGUCAUCUUUUAUUGAUACAACCAAGAUCACCAAGAGUACUGAAAAAAGAGAUAUAACCAAAUUUCCAACGGCAAACGAUAGUCAAGGUGAGAUGUUUAGCAAAUCAGGAGCCACUCUUAAAAAACAAUCCGGGGGAAAAACAGACUGCAUUCACUCCACUGAAACAAUAUCUUCUGUAACAGCUAGUGGAGAUAAGUCUCCACUCCAUCUAGAAGAAAAAACAAAGUCGCCUGAGAGGAAAGACGAAAAGGUCCUAGCUAAACCAGACGACAGUUCCAAGUCGGUCUUUGAGACUGAUAAGCCCAGUACUAAAGAAUAUUCGGACGAUGAAACCGAUGACGAAAUAGAUUUUCCCAAGCCACAAGACAAGCCUAUUAUUAGCCAUCCAACAUCUUUGGUAACUGGUGUUACAGGUGGUGGGGUUAAAUCUCCUCUCCAUCCUGAAGAAAAACCAAAGUCGCCUGAGAAGAAAGACGAAAAGGUCCUAGCUAAACCAGACGACAGUUCCAAGUCGGUCGUUGAGACUGAUAAGCCCAGUCCUAAAGAAUAUUCGGACGAUGAAACUGAUGACGAAAUAGAUAUUCCCAAGCCACAAGACAAGCCUAUUAGCCAUCCAACUUCUUUGGUAACUGGUGUUACAGGUGGUGGGGUUAAAUCUCCUCUCCAUUCUGAGGAAAAACCAAAGUCGCCUGAGAAGAAAGACGAAAAUGUCCUAGCUAAACCAGACGACAGUUCCAAGUCGGUCGUUGAGACUGAUAAGCCCAGUCCUAAAGAAUAUUCGGACGAUGAAACUGAUGACGAAAUAGAUAUUCCCAAGCCACAAGACAAGCCUAUUAGCCAUCCAACUUCUUUGGUAACUGGUGUUACAGGUGGUGGGGUUAUGUCUCCUCUCCAUUCAGAGGAAAAACCAAAGUCGCCUGAGAAGAAGGACGAAAAGGUCCUAGCUAAACCAGACGACAGUUCCAAGUCGGUCGUUAAGACUGAUAAGACCAGUCCUAAAGAAUAUUCGGACGAUGAAACUGAUGACGAAAUAGAUAUUCCCAAGCCACAAGACAAGCCUAUUAGCCAUCCAACUUCUUUGGUAACUGGUGUUACAGGUGGUGGGGUUAAAUCUCCUCUUCAUCCUGAGGAAAAACCAAAGUCGCCUGAGAAGAAGGACGAAAAGGUCCUAGCUAAACCAGACGACAGUUCCAAGUCGGUCGUUAAGACUGAUAAGACCAGUCCUAAAGAAUAUUCGGACGAUGAAACCGAUGACGAAAUAGAUUUAUCCAAGCCGCAAGACAAGAUUUUUAGGGAAGCAACUCCAUCAGUGACACCCUUCACUACUAUCCCUGACGUAAAGGCCAGAGAUGUUAUUUCCUUCAAGGCAGAAGAAAGUUCAACAACAGUUCAAACAACUAUUAAGUUAGCAAGCACUAGUAUAACAACAGAGGAUACCAAGAUAGUUAAACCGAUUGAUUCGCUUUCACAAUUGAAAUCAGUGAAGCCUAUGUUAAAGGAGUAUUCGGACGAUGAAACUGAUGACGAAAUAGAUAUUCCCAAGCCACAAGACAAGCCUAUUAGCCAUCCAACUUCUUUGGUAACUGGUGUUACAGGUGGUGGGGUUAAAUCUCCUCUCCAUCCUGAAGAAAAACCAAAGUCGCCUGAGAAGAAAGACGAAAAGGUCCUAGCUAAACCAGACGACAGUUCCAAGUCGGUCGUUGAGACUGAUAAGCCCAGUCCUAAAGAAUAUUCGGACGAUGAAACUGAUGACGAAUUAGAUAUUCCCAAGCCACAAGACAAGCCUAUUAGCCACCCAACUUCUUUGGUAACUGGUGUUACAGGUGGUGCGGUUAUGUCUCCUCUCCAUUCUGAGGAAAAACCAAAGUCGCCUGAGAAGAAAGACGAAAAGGUCCUAGCUAAACCAGACGACAGUUCCAAGUCGGUCGUUGAGACUGAUAAGCCCAGUCCUAAAGAAUAUUCGGACGAUGAAACUGAUGACGAAAUAGAUAUUCCCAAGCCACAAGACAAGAUUUUUAGGGAAGCAACUCCAUCAGUGACACCCUUCACUACUAUCCCUGACGUAAAGGCCAGAGAUGUUAUUUCCUUCAAGGCAGAAGAAAGUUCAACAACAGUUCAAACAACAAUUAAGUUAGCAAGCACUAGUAUAACAACAGAGGAUACCAAGAUAGUUAAACCGAUUGAUUCGCUUUCACAAUUGAAAGACGAUAAGAUUCCAACCUCAGUAGGAGACAAGGCACCAAAAGAGUCAGUAAAGCCUAUGUUAAAGGAGUAUUCGGACGAUGAAACUGAUGACGAAAUAAAUAUUCCCAAGCCACAAGACAAGCCUAUUAGCCAUCCAACUUCUUUGGUAACUGGUGUUACAGGUGGUGGGGUUAAAUCUCCUCUUCAUCCUGAGGAAAAACCAAAGUCGCCUGAGAAGAAGGACGAAAAGGUCCUAGCUAAACCAGACGACAGUUCCAAGUCGGUCGUUAAGACUGAUAAGACCAGUCCUAAAGAAUAUUCGGACGAUGAAACCGAUGACGAAAUAGAUUUAUCCAAGCCGCAAGACAAGAUUUUUAGGGAAGCAACUCCAUCAGUGACACCCUUCACUACUAUCCCUGACGAUACCAAGAUAGUUAAACCGAUUGAUUCGCUUUCACAAUUGAAAGACGAUAAGAUUCCAACCUCAGUAGGAGACAAGGCACCAAAAGAGUCAGUAAAGCCUAUGUUAAAGGAGUAUUCGGACGAUGAAACUGAUGACGAAAUAGAUAUUCCCAAGCCACAAGACAAGCCUAUUAGCCAUCCAACUUCUUUGGUAACUGGUGUUACAGGUGGUGGGGUUAAAUCUCCUCUUCAUCCUGAGGAAAAACCAAAGUCGCCUGAGAAGAAGGACGAAAAGGUCCUAGCUAAACCAGACGACAGUUCCAAGUCGGUCGUUAAGACUGAUAAGCUCAGUCCUAAAGAAUAUUCGGACGAUGAAACUGAUGACGAAAUAGAUAUUCCCAAGCCACAGGACAAGCCUAUUAGCCAUCCAACUUCUUUGGUAACUGGUGUUACAGGUGGUGGGGUUAUGUCUCCUCUCCAUUCUGAGGAAAAACCAAAGUCGCCUGAGAAGAAAGACGAAAAGGUCCUAGCUAAACCAGACGACAGUUCCAAGUCGGUCGUUGAGACUGAUAAGCCCAGUCUUAAAGAAUAUUCGGACCAUGAAACUGAUGACGAAAUAGAUUUAUCCAAGCCGCAAGACAAGAUUUUUAGGGAAGCAACUCCAUCAGUGACACCCUUCACUACUAUCCCUGACGAAAAGGCCAGAGAUGUUAUUUCCUUCAAGGCAGAAGAAAAGGAUACCAAGAUAGUUAAACCGAUUGAUUCGCUUUCACAAUUGAAAGACGAUAAGAUUCCAACCUCAGUAGGAGACAAGGCACCAAAAGAGUCAGAAAAGCCUAUGUUAAAGGAGUAUUCGGACGAUGAAACUGAUGACGAAAUAGAUAUUCCCAAGCCACAAGACAAGCCUAUUAGCCACCCAACUUCUUUGGUAACUGGUGUUACAGGUGGUGGGGUUAAAUCUCCUCUCCAUCCUGAAGAAAAACCAAAGUCGCCUGAGAAGAAAGACGAAAAGGUCCUAGCUAAACCAGACGACAGUUCCAAGUCGGUCGUUGAGACUGAUAAGCCCAGUCCUAAAGAAUAUUCGGACGAUGAAACUGAUGACGAAAUAGAUAUUCCCAAGCCACAGGACAAGCCUAUUAGCCAUCCAACUUCUUUGGUAACUGGUGUUACAGGUGGUGGGGUUAUGUCUCCUCUCCAUUCUGAGGAAAAACCAAAGUCGCCUGAGAAGAAAGACGAAAAGGUCCUAGCUAAACCAGACGACAGUUCCAAGUCGGUCGUUGAGACUGAUAAGCCCAGUCUUAAAGAAUAUUCGGACCAUGAAACUGAUGACGAAAUAGAUUUAUCCAAGCCGCAAGACAAGAUUUUUAGGGAAGCAACUCCAUCAGUGACACCCUUCACUACUAUCCCUGACGAAAAGAUAGUUAAACCGAUUGAUUCGCUUUCACAAUUGAAAGACGAUAAGAUUCCAACCUCAGUAGGAGACAAGGCACCAAAAGAGUCAGUAAAGCCUAUGUUAAAGGAGUAUUCGGACGAUGAAACUGAUGACGAAAUAGAUAUUCCCAAGCCACAAGACAAGCCUAUUAGCCAUCCAACUUCUUUGGUAACUGGUGUUACAGGUGGUGGGGUUAUGUCUCCUCUCCAUUCUGAGGAAAAACCAAAGUCGCCUGAGAAGAAAGACGAAAAGGUCCUAGCUAAACCAGACGACAGUUCCAAGUCGGUCGUUGAGACUGAUAAGCCCAGUCUUAAAGAAUAUUCGGACCAUGAAACUGAUGACGAAAUAGAUUUAUCCAAGCCACAAGACAAGAUUUUUAGGGAAGCAACUCCAUCAGUGACACCCUUCACUACUAUCCCUGACGAAAAGGCCAGAGAUGUUAUUUCCUUCAAGGCAGAAGAAAGUUCAACAACAGUUCAAACAACAAUUAAGUUAGCAAGCACUAGUAUAACAACAGAGGAUACCAAGAUAGUUAAACCGAUUGAUUCGCUUUCACAAUUGAAAGACGAUAAGAUUCCAACCUCAGUAGGAGACAAGGCACCAAAAGAGUCAGUAAAGCCUAUGUUAAAGGAGUAUUCGGACGAUGAAACUGAUGACGAAAUAGAUAUUCCCAAGCCACAAGACAAGCCUAUUAGCCAUCCAACUUCUUUGGUAACUGGUGUUACAGAUGGUGGGGUUAAAUCUCCUCUUCAUCCUGAGGAAAAACCAAAGUCGCCUGAGAAGAAGGACGAAAAGGUCCUAGCUAAACCAGACGACAGUUCCAAGUCGGUCGUUGAGACUGAUAAGCCCAGUCCUAAAGAAUAUUCGGACGAUGAAACUGAUGACGAAAUAGAGUUAUCCAAGCCGCAAGACAAGAUUUUUAGGGAAGCAACUCCAUCAGUGACACCCUUCACUACUAUCCCUGACGUAAAGGCCAGAGAUGUUAUUUCCUUCAAGGCAGAAGAAAGUUCAACAACAGUUCAAACAACAAUUAAGUUAGCAAGCACUAGUAUAACAACAGAGGAUACCAAGAUAGUUAAACCGAUUGAUUCGCUUUCACAAUUGAAAGACGAUAAGAUUCCAACCUCAGUAGGAGACAAGGCACCAAAAGAGUCAGUAAAGCCUAUGUUAAAGGAGUAUUCGGACGAUGAAACUGAUGACGAAAUAGAUAUUCCCAAGCCACAAGACAAGCCUAUUAGCCAUCCAACUUCUUUGGUAACUGGUGUUACAGAUGGUGGGGUUAAAUCUCCUCUUCAUCCUGAGGAAAAACCAAAGUCGCCUGAGAAGAAGGACGAAAAGGUCCUAGCUAAACCAGACGACAGUUCCAAGUCGGUCGUUGAGACUGAUAAGCCCAGUCCUAAAGAAUAUUCGGACGAUGAAACUGAUGACGAAAUAGAGUUAUCCAAGCCGCAAGACAAGAUUUUUAGGGAAGCAACUCCAUCAGUGACACCCUUCACUACUAUCCCUGACGUAAAGGCCAGAGAUGUUAUUUCCUUCAAGGCAGAAGAAAGUUCAACAACAGUUCAAACAACAAUUAAGUUAGCAAGCACUAGUAUAACAACAGAGGAUACCAAGAUAGUUAAACCGAUUGAUUCGCUUUCACAAUUGAAAGACGAUAAGAUUCCAACCUCAGUAGGAGACAAGGCACCAAAAGAGUCAGUAAAGCCUAUGUUAAAGGAGUAUUCGGACGAUGAAACUGAUGACGAAAUAGAUAUUCCCAAGCCACAAGACAAGCCUAUUAGCCAUCCAACUUCUUUGGUAACUGGUGUUACAGAUGGUGGGGUUAAAUCUCCUCUUCAUCCUGAGGAAAAACCAAAGUCGCCUGAGAAGAAGGACGAAAAGGUCCUAGCUAAACCAGACGACAGUUCCAAGUCGGUCGUUGAGACUGAUAAGCCCAGUCCUAAAGAAUAUUCGGACGAUGAAACUGAUGACGAAAUAGAGUUAUCCAAGCCGCAAGACAAGAUUUUUAGGGAAGCAACUCCAUCAGUGACACCCUUCACUACUAUCCCUGACGAUACCAAGAUAGUUAAACCGAUUGAUUCGCUUUCACAAUUGAAAGACGAUAAGAUUCCAACCUCAGUAGGAGACAAGGCACCAAAAGAGUCAGUAAAGCCUAUGUUAAAGGAGUAUUCGGACGAUGAAACUGAUGACGAAAUAGAUAUUCCCAAGCCACAAGACAAGCCUAUUAGCCAUCCAACUUCUUUGGUAACUGGUGUUACAGAUGGUGGGGUUAAAUCUCCUCUUCAUCCUGAGGAAAAACCAAAGUCGCCUGAGAAGAAGGACGAAAAGGUCCUAGCUAAACCAGACGACAGUUCCAAGUCGGUCGUUGAGACUGAUAAGCCCAGUCCUAAAGAAUAUUCGGACGAUGAAACUGAUGACGAAAUAGAGUUAUCCAAGCCGCAAGACAAGAUUUUUAGGGAAGCAACUCCAUCAGUGACACCCUUCACUACUAUCCCUGACGUAAAGGCCAGAGAUGUUAUUUCCUUCAAGGCAGAAGAAAGUUCAACAACAGUUCAAACAACUAUUAAGUUAGCAAGCACUAGUAUAACAACAGAGGAUACCAAGAUAGUUAAACCGAUUGAUUCGCUUUCACAAUUGAAAGUCGAUAAGAUUCCAACCUCAGUAGGAGACAAGGCACCAAAAGAGUCAGUGAAGCCUAUGUUAAAGGAGUAUUCGGACGAUGAAACUGAUGACGAAAUAGAUAUUCCCAAGCCACAAGACAAGCCUAUUAGCCAUCCAACUUCUUUGGUAACUGGUGUUACAGGUGGUGGGGUUAUGUCUCCUCUCCAUUCUGAGGAAAAACCAAAGUCGCCUGAGAAGAAAGACGAAAAGGUCCUAGCUAAACCAGACGACAGUUCCAAGUCGGUCGUUAAGACUGAUAAGACCAGUCCUAAUGAAUAUUCGGACGAUGAAACCGAUGACGAAAUAGAUAUUCCCAAGCCACAAGACAAGCCUAUUAGCCAUCCAACUUCUUUGGUAACUGGUGUUACAGGUGGUGGGGUUAUGUCUCCUCUCCAUUCUGAGAAAAAACCGAAGUCGCCUGAGAAGAAAGACGAAAAGGUCCUAGCUAAACCAGACGACAGUUCCAAGUCGGUCGUUGAGACUGAUAAGCCCAGUCCUAAAGAAUAUUCGGACGAUGAAACUGAUGACGAAAUAGAUAUUCCCAAGCCACAAGACAAGCCUAUUAGCCACCCAACUUCUUUGGUAACUUGUGUUACAGGUGGUGGGGUUAUGUCUCCUCUCCAUUCUGAGAAAAAACCGAAGUCGCCUGAGAAGAAAGAUGAAAAGGUCCUAGCUAAACCAGACGACAGUUCCAAGUCGGUCGUUGAGACUGAUAAGCCCAGUCCUAAAGAAUAUUCGGACGAUGAAACUGAUGACGAAAUAGAUAUUCCCAAGCCACAGGACAAGCCUAUUAGCCAUCCAACUUCUUUGGUAACUGGUGUUGCAGGUGGUGGGGUUAUGUCUCCUCUCCAUUCUGAGGAAAAACCAAAGUCGCCUGAGAAAAAAGACGAAAAAGUCCUAGCUAAACCAGACGACAGUUCGAAGUCGGUCGUUGAGACUGAUAAGCCCAGUCCUAAAGAAUAUUCGGACGAUGAAACUGAUGACGAAAUAGAUAUUCCCAAGCCACAAGACAAGCCUAUUAGCCACCCAACUUCUUUGGUAACUGGUGUUGCAGGUGGUGGGGUUAUGUCUCCUCUCCAUUCUGAGGAAAAACCAAAGUCGCCUGAGAAGAAAGACGAAAAGGUCCUAGCUAAACCAGACGACAGUUCGAAGUCGGUCGUUGAGACUGAUAAGCCCAGUCCUAAAGAAUAUUCGGACGAUGAAACUGAUGACGAAAUAGAUAUUCCCAAGCCACAGGACAAGCCUAUUAGCCAUCCAACUUCUUUGGUAACUGGUGUUGCAGGUGGUGGGGUUAUGUCUCCUCUCCAUUCUGAGGAAAAACCAAAGUCGCCUGAGAAAAAAGACGAAAAGGUCCUAGCUAAACCAGACGACAGUUCGAAGUCGGUCGUUGAGACUGAUAAGCCCAGUCCUAAAGAAUAUUCGGACGAUGAAACUGAUGACGAAAUAGAUAUUCCCAAGCCACAAGACAAGCCUAUUAGCCAUCCAACUUCUUUGGUAACUGGUGUUACAGGUGGUGGGGUUAUGUCUCCUCUCCAUUCUGAGGUAAAACCAAAGUCGCCUGAGAAGAAAGACGAAAAGGUCCUAGCUAAACCAGACGACAGUUCCAAGUCGGUCGUUGAGACUGAUAAGCCCAGUCCUAAAGAAUAUUCGGACGAUGAAACUGAUGACGAAAUAGAUAUUCCCAAGCCACAAGACAAGCCUAUUAGCCACCCAACUUCUUUGGUAACUGGUGUAACAGGUGGUGGGGUUAAAUCUCCUCUCCAUCCUGAAGAAAAACCAAAGUCGCCUGAGAAGAAAGACGAAAAGGUCCUAGCUAAACCAGACGACAGUUCCAAGUCGGUCGUUGAGACUGAUAAGCCCAGUCCUAAAGAAUAUUCGGACGAUGAAACUGAUGACGAAUUAGAUAUUCCCAAGCCACAAGACAAGCCUAUUAGCCAUCCAACUUCUUUGGUAACUGGUGUUACAGGUGGUGGGGUUAUGUCUCCUCUCCAUUCUGAGAAAAAACCGAAGUCGCCUGAGAAGAAAGACGAAAAGGUCCUAGCUAAACCAGACGACAGUUCCAAGUCGGUCGUUGAGACUGAUAAGCCCAGUCCUAAAGAAUAUUCGGACGAUGAAACUGAUGACGAAAUAGAUAUUCCCAAGCCACAAGACAAGCCUAUUAGCCAUCCAACUUCUUUGGUAACUGGUGUUACAGGUGGUGGGGUUAAAUCUCCUCUUCAUCCUGAGGAAAAACCAAAGUCGCCUGAGAAGAAGGACGAAAAGGUCCUAGCUAAACCAGACGACAGUUCCAAGUCGGUCGUUAAGACUGAUAAGACCAGUCCUAAAGAAUAUUCGGACGAUGAAACCGAUGACGAAAUAGAUUUAUCCAAGCCGCAAGACAAGAUUUUUAGGGAAGCAACUCCAUCAGUGACACCCUUCACUACUAUCCCUGACGAUACCAAGAUAGUUAAACCGAUUGAUUCGCUUUCACAAUUGAAAGACGAUAAGAUCCCAACCUCAGUAGGAGACAAGGCACCAAAUGAGUCAGUAAAGCCUAUGUUAAAGGAGUAUUCGGACGAUGAAACUGAUGACGAAAAAGAUAUUCCCAAGCCACAAGACAAGCCUAUUAGCCAUCCAACUUCUUUGGUAACUGGUGUUACAGGUGGUGGGGUUAAAUCUCCUCUUCAUCCUGAGGAAAAACCAAAGUCGCCUGAGAAGAAGGACGAAAAGGUCCUAGCUAAACCAGACGACAGUUCGAAGUCGGUCGUUAAGACUGAUAAGCCCAGUCCUAAAGAAUAUUCGGACGAUGAAACCGAUGACGAAAUAGAUAUUCCCAAGCCACAAGACAAGCCUAUUAGCCACCCAACUUCUUUGGUAACUUGUGUUACAGGUGGUGGGGUUAAAUCUCCUCUCCAUCCUGAAGAAAAACCAAAGUCGCCUGAGAAGAAAGACGAAAAGGUCCUAGCUAAACCAGACGACAGUUCCAAGUCGGUCGUUGAGACUGAUAAGCCCAGUCCUAAAGAAUAUUCGGACGAUGAAACUGAUGACGAAAUAGAUUUAUCCAAGCCGCAAGACAAGAUUUUUACGGAAGCAACUCCAUCAGUGACACCCUUCACUACUAUCCCUGACGUAAAGGCCAGAGAUGUUAUUUCCUUCAAGGCAGAAGAAAGUUCAACAACAGUUCAAACAACAAUUAAGUUAGCAAGCACUAGUAUAACAACAGAGGAUACCAAGAUAGUUAAACCGAUUGAUUCGCUUUCACAAUUGAAAGACGAUAAGAUUCCAACCUCAGUAGGAGACAAGGCACCAAAAGAGUCAGUAAAGCCUAUGUUAAAGGAGUAUUCGGACGAUGAAACUGAUGACGAAAUAAAUAUUCCCAAGCCACAAGACAAGCCUAUUAGCCAUCCAACUUCUUUGGUAACUGGUGUUACAGGUGGUGGGGUUAAAUCUCCUCUUCAUCCUGAGGAAAAACCAAAGUCGCCUGAGAAGAAGGACGAAAAGGUCCUAGCUAAACCAGACGACAGUUCGAAGUCGGUCGUUAAGACUGAUAAGCUCAGUCCUAAAGAAUAUUCGGACGAUGAAACCGAUGACGAAAUAGAUAUUCCCAAGCCACAAGACAAGCCUAUUAGCCACCCAACUUCUUUGGUAACUUGUGUUACAGGUGGUGGGGUUAAAUCUCCUCUCCAUCCUGAAGAAAAACCAAAGUCGCCUGAGAAGAAAGACGAAAAGGUCCUAGCUAAACCAGACGACAGUUCCAAGUCGGUCGUUGAGACUGAUAAGCCCAGUCCUAAAGAAUAUUCGGACGAUGAAACUGAUGACGAAAUAGAGUUAUCCAAGCCGCAAGACAAGAUUUUUAGGGAAGCAACUCCAUCAGUGACACCCUUCACUACUAUCCCUGACGAUACCAAGAUAGUUAAACCGAUUGAUUCGCUUUCACAAUUGAAAGACGAUAAGAUUCCAACCUCAGUAGGAGACAAGGCACCAAAAGAGUCAGUAAAGCCUAUGUUAAAGGAGUAUUCGGACGAUGAAACUGAUGACGAAAUAGAUAUUCCCAAGCCACAAGACAAGCCUAUUAGCCAUCCAACUUCUUUGGUAACUGGUGUUACAGGUGGUGGGGUUAAAUCUCCUCUUCAUCCUGAGGAAAAACCAAAGUCGCCUGAGAAGAAGGACGAAAAGGUCCUAGCUAAACCAGACGACAGUUCGAAGUCGGUCGUUAAGACUGAUAAGCCCAGUCCUAAAGAAUAUUCGGACGAUGAAACCGAUGACGAAAUAGAUAUUCCCAAGCCACAAGACAAGCCUAUUAGCCACCCAACUUCUUUGGUAACUGGUGUUACAGGUGGUGGGGUUAAAUCUCCUCUCCAUCCUGAAGAAAAACCAAAGUCGCCUGAGAAGAAAGAUGAAAAGGUCCUAGCUAAACCAGACGACAGUUCCAAGUCGGUCGUUGAGACUGAUAAGCCCAGUCCUAAAGAAUAUUCGGACGAUGAAACUGAUGACGAAAUAGAGUUAUCCAAGCCGCAAGACAAGAUUUUUAGGGAAGCAACUCCAUCAGUGACACCCUUCACUACUAUCCCUGACGAUACCAAGAUAGUUAAACCGAUUGAUUCGCUUUCACAAUUGAAAGACGAUAAGAUUCCAACCUCAGUAGGAGACAAGGCACCAAAAGAGUCAGUAAAGCCUAUGUUAAAGGAGUAUUCGGACGAUGAAACUGAUGACGAAAUAGAUAUUCCCAAGCCACAAGACAAGCCUAUUAGCCAUCCAACUUCUUUGGUAACUGGUGUUACAGGUGGUGGGGUUAAAUCUCCUCUUCAUCCUGAGGAAAAACCAAAGUCGCCUGAGAAGAAGGACGAAAAGGUCCUAGCUAAACCAGACGACAGUUCGAAGUCGGUCGUUAAGACUGAUAAGCCCAGUCCUAAAGAAUAUUCGGACGAUGAAACCGAUGACGAAAUAGAUAUUCCCAAGCCACAAGACAAGCCUAUUAGCCACCCAACUUCUUUGGUAACUGGUGUUACAGGUGGUGGGGUUAAAUCUCCUCUCCAUCCUGAAGAAAAACCAAAGUCGCCUGAGAAGAAAGACGAAAAGGUCCUAGCUAAACCAGACGACAGUUCCAAGUCGGUCGUUGAGACUGAUAAGCCCAGUCCUAAAGAAUAUUCGGACGAUGAAACUGAUGACGAAAUAGAUUUAUCCAAGCCGCAAGACAAGAUUUUUAGGGAAGCAACUCCAUCAGUGACACCCUUCACUACUAUCCCUGACGAUACCAAGAUAGUUAAACCGAUUAAUUCGCUUUCACAAUUGAAAGACGAUAAGAUCCCAACCUCAGUAGGAGACAAGGCACCAAAAGAGUCAGUAAAGCCUAUGUUAAAGGAGUAUUCGGACGAUGAAACUGAUGACGAAAUAGAUAUUCCCAAGCCACAAGACAAGCCUAUUAGCCAUCCAACUUCUUUGGUAACUGGUGUUACAGGUGGUGGGGUUAAAUCUCCUCUUCAUCCUGAGGAAAAACCAAAGUCGCCUGAGAAGAAGGACGAAAAGGUCCUAGCUAAACCAGACGACAGUUCCAAGUCGGUCGUUGAGACUGAUAAGCCCAGUCCUAAAGAAUAUUCGGACGAUGAAACUGAUGACGAAUUAGAUAUUCCCAAGCCACAAGACAAGCCUAUUAGCCACCCAACUUCUUUGGUAACUGGUGUUACAGGUGGUGGGGUUAAAUCUCCUCUCCAUCCUGAAGAAAAACCAAAGUCGCCUGAGAAGAAAGACGAAAAGGUCCUAGCUAAACCAGACGACCGUUCCAAGUCGGUCGUUGAGACUGAUAAGCCCAGUCCUAAAGAAUAUUCGGACGAUGAAACUGAUGACGAAAAAGAUAUUCCCAAGCCACAAGACAAGCCUAUUAGCCAUCCAACUUCUUUGGUAACUGGUGUUACAGGUGGUGGGGUUAAAUCUCCUCUUCAUCCUGAGGAAAAACCAAAGUCGCCUGAGAAGAAGGACGAAAAGGUCCUAGCUAAACCAGACGACAGUUCCAAGUCGGUCGUUGAGACUGAUAAGCCCAGUCCUAAAGAAUAUUCGGACGGUGAAACUGAUGACGAAUUAGAUAUUCCCAAGCCACAAGACAAGCCUAUUAGCCAUCCAACUUCUUUGGUAACUGGUGUUACAGGUGGUGGGGUUAUGUCUCCUUUCCAUUCUGAGGAAAAACCAAAGUCGCCUGAGAAGAAAGACGAAAAGGUCCUAGCUAAACCAGACGACAGUUCCAAGUCGGUCGUUGAGACUGAUAAGCCCAGUUCUAAAGAAUAUUCGGACGAUGAAACUGAUGACGAAAUAGAUAUUCCCAAGCCACAAGACAAGCCUAUUAGCCAUCCAACUUCUUUGGUAACUGGUGUUACAGGUGGUGGGGUUAAAUCUCCUCUCCAUCCUGAAGAAAAACCAAAGUCGCCUGAGAAGAAAGACGAAAAGGUCCUAGCUAAACCAGACGACAGUUCCAAGUCGGUCGUUGAGACUGAUAAGCCCAGUCCUAAAGAAUAUUCGGGCGAUGAAACUGAUGACGAAAUAGAUAUUCCCAAGCCACAAGACAAGCCUAUUAGCCAUCCAACUUCUUUGGUAACUGGUGUUACAGGUGGUGGGGUUAAAUCUCCUCUUCAUCCUGAGGAAAAACCAAAGUCGCCUGAGAAGAAGGACGAAAAGGUCCUAGCUAAACCAGACGACAGUUCCAAGUCGGUCGUUAAGACUGAUAAGCCCAGUCCUAAAGAAUAUUCGGACGAUGAAACUGAUGACGAAUUAGAUAUUCCCAAGCCACAAGACAAGCCUAUUAGCCAUCCAACUUCUUUGGUAACUGGUGUUACAGGUGGUGGGGUUAAAUCUCCUCUCCAUCCUGAAGAAAAACCAAAGUCGCCUGAGAAGAAAGACGAAAAGGUCCUAGCUAAACCAGACGACAGUUCCAAGUCGGUCGUUGAGACUGAUAAGCCCAGUCCUAAAGAAUAUUCGGACGAUGAAACUGAUGACGAAAUAGAUAUUCCCAAGCCACAAGACAAGCCUAUUAGCCACCCAACUUCUUUGGUAACUGGUGUUACAGGUGGUGGGGUUAAAUCUCCUCUCCAUCCUGAAAAAAAACCAAAGUCGCCUGAGAAGAAAGACGAAAAGGUCCUAGCUAAACCAGACGACAGUUCCAAGUCGGUCGUUGAGACUGAUAAGCCCAGUCCUAAAGAAUAUUCGGACGAUGAAACUGAUGACGAAAAAGAUAUUCCCAAGCCACAAGACAAGCCUAUUAGCCACCCAACUUCUUUGGUAACUGGUGUUACAGGUGGUGGGGUUAAAUCUCCUCUCCAUCCUGAAAAAAAACCAAAGUCGCCUGAGAAGAAAGACGAAAAGGUCCUAGCUAAACCAGACGACAGUUCCAAGUCGGUCGUUGAGACAGAUAAGCCCAGUCCUAAAGAAUAUUCGGACGAUGAAACUGAUGACGAAAAAGAUAUUCCCAAGCCACAAGACAAGCCUAUUAGCCACCCAACUUCUUUGGUAACUGGUGUUACAGGUGGUGGGGUUAUGUCUCCUCUCCAUUCUGAGGAAAAACCAAAGUCGCCUGAGAAGAAGGACGAAAAGGUCCUAGCUAAACCAGACGACAGUUCCAAGUCGGUCGUUGAGACUGAUAAGCCCAGUCCUAAAGAAUAUUCGGACGGUGAAACUGAUGACGAAUUAGAUAUUCCCAAGCCACAAGACAAGCCUAUUAGCCAUCCAACUUCUUUGGUAACUGGUGUUACAGGUGGUGGGGUUAUGUCUCCUCUCCAUUCUGAGGAAAAACCAAAGUCGCCUGAGAAGAAAGACGAAAAGGUCCUAGCUAAACCAGACGACAGUUCCAAGUCGGUCGUUGAGACUGAUAAGCCCAGUUCUAAAGAAUAUUCGGACGAUGAAACUGAUGACGAAAAAGAUAUUCCCAAGCCACAAGACAAGCCUAUUAGCCAUCCAACUUCUUUGGUAACUGGUGUUACAGGUGGUGGGGUUAAAUCUCCUCUUCAUCCUGAGGAAAAACCAAAGUCGCCUGAGAAGAAGGACGAAAAGGUCCUAGCUAAACCAGACGACAGUUCCAAGUCGGUCGUUAAGACUGAUAAGCCCAGUCCUAAAGAAUAUUCGGACGAUGAAACCGAUGACGAAAUAGAUAUUCCCAAGCCACAAGACAAGCCUAUUAGCCACCCAACUUCUUUGGUAACUGGUGUUACAGGUGGUGGGGUUAAAUCUCCUCUCCAUCCUGAAGAAAAACCAAAGUCGCCUGAGAAGAAAGACGAAAAGGUCCUAGCUAAACCAGACGACAGUUCCAAGUCGGUCGUUGAGACUGAAAAGCCCAGUCCUAAAGAAUAUUCGGACGAUGAAACCGAUGACGAAAUAGAUAUUCCCAAGCCACAAGACAAGCCUAUUAGCCACCCAACUUCUUUGGUAACUGGUGUUACAGGUGGUGGGGUUAUGUCUCCUCUCCAUUCUGAGGAAAAACCAAAGUCGCCUGAGAAGAAGGACGAAAAGGUCCUAGCUAAACCAGACGACAGUUCCAAGUCGGUCGUUAAGACUGAUAAGACCAGUCCUAAAGAAUAUUCGGACGAUGAAACCGAUGACGAAAUAGAUAUUCCCAAGCCACAAGACAAGCCUAUUAGCCACCCAACUUCUUUGGUAACUGGUGUUACUGGUGGUGGUGUUAAAUCUCCUCUCCAUCCUGAAGAAAAACCAAAGUCGCCUGAGAAGAAAGACGAAAAGGUCCUAGCUAAACCAGACGACAGUUCCAAGUCGGUCGUUGAGACUGAUAAGCCCAGUCUUAAAGAAUAUUCGGACGAUGAAACUGAUGACGAAAAAGAUAUUCCCAACCCACAAGACAAGCCUAUUAGCCACCCAACUUCUUUGGUAACUGGUGUUACAGGUGGUGGGGUUAAAUCUCCUCUCCAUCCUGAAGAAAAACCAAAGUCGCCUGAGAAGAAAGACGAAAAGGUCCUAGCUAAACCAGACGACAGUUCCAAGUCGGUCGUUGAGACUGAUAAGCCCAGUUCUAAAGAAUAUUCGGACGAUGAAACUGAUGACGAAAAAGAUAUUCCCAACCCACAAGACAAGCCUAUUAGCCAUCCAACUUCUUUGGUAACUGGUGUUACAGGUGGUGGGGUUAAAUCUCCUCUUCAUCCUGAGGAAAAACCAAAGUCGCCUGAGAAGAAGGACGAAAAGGUCCUAGCUAAACCAGACGACAGUUCCAAGUCGGUCGUUAAGACUGAUAAGCCCAGUCCUAAAGAAUAUUCGGACGAUGAAACCGAUGACGAAAUAGAUAUUCCCAAGCCACAAGACAAGCCUAUUAGCCACCCAACUUCUUUGGUAACUGGUGUUACAGGUGGUGGGGUUAAAUCUCCUCUCCAUCCUGAAGAAAAACCAAAGUCGCCUGAGAAGAAAGACGAAAAGGUCCUAGCUAAACCAGACGACAGUUCCAAGUCGGUCGUUGAGACUGAUAAGCCCAGUCCUAAAGAAUAUUCGGACGAUGAAACCGAUGACGAAAUAGAUAUUCCCAAGCCACAAGACAAGCCUAUUAGCCACCCAACUUCUUUGGUAACUGGUGUUACAGGUGGUGGGGUUAUGUCUCCUCUCCAUUCUGAGGAAAAACCAAAGUCGCCUGAGAAGAAGGACGAAAAGGUCCUAGCUAAACCAGACGACAGUUCCAAGUCGGUCGUUAAGACUGAUAAGACCAGUCCUAAAGAAUAUUCGGACGAUGAAACCGAUGACGAAAUAGAUAUUCCCAAGCCACAAGACAAGCCUAUUAGCCACCCAACUUCUUUGGUAACUGGUGUUACUGGUGGUGGUGUUAAAUCUCCUCUCCAUCCUGAAGAAAAACCAAAGUCGCCUGAGAAGAAAGACGAAAAGGUCCUAGCUAAACCAGACGACAGUUCCAAGUCGGUCGUUGAGACUGAUAAGCCCAGUCUUAAAGAAUAUUCGGACGAUGAAACUGAUGACGAAAAAGAUAUUCCCAACCCACAAGACAAGCCUAUUAGCCACCCAACUUCUUUGGUAACUGGUGUUACAGGUGGUGGGGUUAAAUCUCCUCUCCAUCCUGAAGAAAAACCAAAGUCGCCUGAGAAGAAAGACGAAAAGGUCCUAGCUAAACCAGACGACAGUUCCAAGUCGGUCGUUGAGACUGAUAAGCCCAGUCCUAAAGAAUAUUCGGACGAUGAAACUGAUGACGAAAAAGAUAUUCCCAAGCCACAAGACAAGCCUAUUAGCCACCCAACUUCUUUGGUAACUGGUGUUACAGGUGGUGGGGUUAUGUCUCCUCUCCAUUCUGAGGAAAAACCAAAGUCGCCUGAGAAGAAGGACGAAAAGGUCCUAGCUAAACCAGACGACAGUUCCAAGUCGGUCGUUAAGACUGAUAAGACCAGUCCUAAAGAAUAUUCGGACGAUGAAACCGAUGACGAAAUAGAUAUUCCCAAGCCACAAGACAAGCCUAUUAGCCACCCAACUUCUUUGGUAACUGGUGUUACUGGUGGUGGUGUUAAAUCUCCUCUCCAUCCUGAAGAAAAACCAAAGUCGCCUGAGAAGAAAGACGAAAAGGUCCUAGCUAAACCAGACGACAGUUCCAAGUCGGUCGUUGAGACUGAUAAGCCAAGUCCUAAAGAAUAUUCGGACGAUGAAACUGAUGACGAAAUAGAUAUUCCCAAGCCACAAGACAAGCCUAUUAGCCAUCCAACUUCUUUGGUAACUGGUGUUACAGGUGGUGGGGUUAUGUCUCCUCUCCAUUCUGAGGAAAAACCAAAGUCGCCUGAGAAGAAAGACGAAAAGGUCCUAGCUAAACCAGACGACAGUUCCAAGUCGGUCGUUGAGACUGAUAAGCCCAGUCUUAAAGAAUAUUCGGACGAUGAAACUGAUGACAAAAAAGAUAUUCCCAACCCACAAGACAAGCCUAUUAGCCAUCCAACUUCUUUGGUAACUGGUGUUACAGGUGGUGGGGUUAAAUCUCCUCUUCAUCCUGAGGAAAAACCAAAGUCGCCUGAGAAGAAGGACGAAAAGGUCCUAGCUAAACCAGACGACAGUUCCAAGUCGGUCGUUGAGACUGAUAAGCCCAGUCUUAAAGAAUAUUCGGACGAUGAAACUGAUGACGAAAUAGAUAUUCCCAAGCCACAAGACAAGCCUAUUAGCCAUCCAACUUCUUUGGUAACUGGUGUUACAGGUGGUGGGGUUAAAUCUCCUCUUCAUCCUGAGGAAAAACCAAAGUCGCCUGAGAAGAAAGACGAAAAGGUCCUAGCUAAACCAGACGACAGUUCCAAGUCGGUCGUUGAGACUGAUAAGCCAAGUCCUAAAGAAUAUUCGGACGAUGAAACUGAUGACGAAAUAGAUAUUCCCAAGCCACAAGACAAGCCUAUUAGCCAUCCAACUUCUUUGGUAACUGGUGUUACAGGUGGUGGGGUUAAAUCUCCUCUUCAUCCUGAGGAAAAACCAAAGUCGCCUGAGAAGAAAGACGAAAAGGUCCUAGCUAAACCAGACGACAGUUCCAAGUCGGUCGUUGAGACUGAUAAGCCAAGUCCUAAAGAAUAUUCGGACGAUGAAACUGAUGACGAAAUAGAUAUUCCCAAGCCACAAGACAAGCCUAUUAGCCAUCCAACUUCUUUGGUAACUGGUGUUACAGGUGGUGGGGUUAUGUCUCCUCUCCAUUCUGAGGAAAAACCAAAGUCGCCUGAGAAGAAAGACGAAAAGGUCCUAGCUAAACCAGACAACUGUUCCAAGUCGGUCGUUGAGACUGAUAAGCCCAGUCCUAAAGAAUAUUCGGACGAUGAAACUGAUGACGAAAAAGAUAUUCCCAAGCCACAAGACAAGCCUAUUAGCCACCCAACUUCUUUGGUAACUGGUGUUACAGGUGGUGGGGUUAUGUCUCCUCUCCAUUCUGAGGAAAAACCAAAGUCGCCUGAGAAGAAGGACGAAAAGGUCCUAGCUAAACCAGACGACAGUUCCAAGUCGGUCGUUAAGACUGAUAAGACCAGUCCUAAAGAAUAUUCGGACGAUGAAACCGAUGACGAAAUAGAUAUUCCCAAGCCACAAGACAAGCCUAUUAGCCACCCAACUUCUUUGGUAACUGGUGUUACUGGUGGUGGUGUUAAAUCUCCUCUCCAUCCUGAAGAAAAACCAAAGUCGCCUGAGAAGAAAGACGAAAAGGUCCUAGCUAAACCAGACGACAGUUCCAAGUCGGUCGUUGAGACUGAUAAGCCAAGUCCUAAAGAAUAUUCGGACGAUGAAACUGAUGACGAAAUAGAUAUUCCCAAGCCACAAGACAAGCCUAUUAGCCACCCAACUUCUUUGGUAACUGGUGUUACAGGUGGUGGGGUUAUGUCUCCUCUCCAUUCUGAGGAAAAACCAAAGUCGCCUGAGAAGAAGGACGAAAAGGUCCUAGCUAAACCAGACGACAGUUCCAAGUCGGUCGUUAAGACUGAUAAGACCAGUCCUAAAGAAUAUUCGGACGAUGAAACCGAUGACGAAAUAGAUAUUCCCAAGCCACAAGACAAGCCUAUUAGCCACCCAACUUCUUUGGUAACUGGUGUUACUGGUGGUGGUGUUAAAUCUCCUCUCCAUCCUGAAGAAAAACCAAAGUCGCCUGAGAAGAAAGACGAAAAGGUCCUAGCUAAACCAGACGACAGUUCCAAGUCGGUCGUUGAGACUGAUAAGCCAAGUCCUAAAGAAUAUUCGGACGAUGAAACUGAUGACGAAAUAGAUAUUCCCAAGCCACAAGACAAGCCUAUUAGCCAUCCAACUUCUUUGGUAACUGGUGUUACAGGUGGUGGGGUUAUGUCUCCUCUCCAUUCUGAGGAAAAACCAAAGUCGCCUGAGAAGAAAGACGAAAAGGUCCUAGCUAAACCAGACGACAGUUCCAAGUCGGUCGUUGAGACUGAUAAGCCCAGUCCUAAAGAAUAUUCGGACGAUGAAACUGAUGACGAAAUAGAUAUUCCCAAGCCACAAGACAAGCCUAUUAGCCACCCAACUUCUUUGGUAACUGGUGUUACAGGUGGUGGGGUUAAAUCUCCUCUUCAUCCUGAGGAAAAACCAAAGUCGCCUGAGAAGAAGGACGAAAAGGUCCUAGAUAAACCAGACGACAGUUCCAAGUCGGUCGUUGAGACUGAUAAGCCCAGUCCUAAAGAAUAUUCGGACGAUGAAACUGAUGACGAAAUAGAUAUUCCCAAGCCACAAGACAAGCCUAUUAGCCACCCAACUUCUUUGGUAACUGGUGUUACAGGUGGUGGGGUUAAAUCUCGUCUCCAUCCUGAAGAAAAACCAAAGUCGCCUGAGAAGAAAGACGAAAAGGUCCUAGCUAAACCAGACGACAGUUCCAAGUCGGUCGUUGAGACUGAUAAGCCCAGUCCUAAAGAAUAUUCGGACGAUGAAACCGAUGACGAAAUAGAUAUUCCCAAGCCACAAGACAAGAUUUUUAGGGAAGCAACUCCAUCAGUGACACCCUUCACUACUAUCCCUGACGUAAAGGCCGGAGAUGUUAUUUCCUUCAAGGCAGAAGAAACAAGCACUAGUAUAACAACAGAGGAUACCAAGAUAGUUAAACCGAUUGAUUCGCUUUCACAAUUGAAAGACGAUAAGAUCCCAACCUCAGUAGGAGACAAGGCACCAAAUGAGUCAGUAAAGCCUAUGUUAAAAGAGUAUUCGGACGAUGAAACUGAUGACGAAAUAGAUAUUCCCAAGCCACAAGACAAGCCUAUUAGCCACCCAACUUCUUUGGUAACUCGUGUUACAGGUGGUGGAGUUACAUCUCCUCUCCAUCCUGAGGAAAAACCAAAGUCGCGUGAGAAGAAAGACGAAAAGGUCCUAGAUAAACCAGACGACAGUUCCAAGUCGGUCGUUGAGACUGAUAAGCCCAGUCCUAAAGAAUAUUCGGACGAUGAAACUGAUGACGAAAUAGAUAUUCCCAAGCCACAAGACAAGCCUAUUAGCCACCCAACUUCUUUGGUAACUGGUGUUACAGGUGGUGGGGUUAAAUCUCGUCUCCAUCCUGAAGAAAAACCAAAGUCGCCUGAGAAGAAAGACGAAAAGGUCCUAGCUAAACCAGACGACAGUUCCAAGUCGGUCGUUGAGACUGAUAAGCCCAGUCCUAAAGAAUAUUCGGACGAUGAAACCGAUGACGAAAUAGAUAUUCCCAAGCCACAAGACAAGAUUUUUAGGGAAGCAACUCCAUCAGUGACACCCUUCACUACUAUCCCUGACGUAAAGGCCGGAGAUGUUAUUUCCUUCAAGGCAGAAGAAACAAGCACUAGUAUAACAACAGAGGAUACCAAGAUAGUUAAACCGAUUGAUUCGCUUUCACAAUUGAAAGACGAUAAGAUCCCAACCUCAGUAGGAGACAAGGCACCAAAUGAGUCAGUAAAGCCUAUGUUAAAAGAGUAUUCGGACGAUGAAACUGAUGACGAAAUAGAUAUUCCCAAGCCACAAGACAAGCCUAUUAGCCACCCAACUUCUUUGGUAACUCGUGUUACAGGUGGUGGAGUUACAUCUCCUCUCCAUCCUGAGGAAAAACCAAAGUCGCGUGAGAAGAAAGACGAAAAGGUCCUAGCUAAACCAGACGACAGUUCCAAGUCGGUCGUUGAGACUGAUAAGCCCAGUCCUAAAGAAUAUUCGGACGAUGAAACCGAUGACGAAAGAGAUAUUCCCAAGCCACAAGACAAGCCUAUUAGCCAUCCAACUUCUUUGGUGACUGGUGUUACAGGUGGUGGGGUUAAAUCUCCUCUUCAUCCUGAGGAAAAACCAAAGUCGCCUGAGAAGAAAGACGAAAAGGUCCUAGCUAAACCAGACGACAGUUCCAAGUCGGUCGUUGAGACUGAUAAGCCCAGUCCUAAAGAAUAUUCGGACGAAGAAACCGAUGACGAAAUAGAUAUUCCCAAGCCACAAGACAAGAUUUUUAGGGAAGCAACUCCAUCAGUGACACCCUUCACUACUAUCCCUGACGUAAAGGCCGGAGAUGUUAUUUCCUUCAAGGCAGAAGAAAGUUCAACAACAGUUCAAACAACUAUUAAGUUAGCAAGCACUAGUAUAACAACAGAGGAUACCAAGAUAGUUAAACCGAUUGAUUCGCUUUCACAAUUGAAAGACGAUAAGAUCCCAACCUCAGUAGGAGACAAGGCACCAAAUGAGUCAGUAAAGCCUAUGUUAAAAGAGUAUUCGGACGAUGAAACCGAUAACGAAAUAGAUAUUCCCAAGCCACAAGACAAGCCUAUUAGCCACCCAACUUCUUUGGUAACUGGUGUUAAAGGUGGUGGGGUUAAAUCUCCUCUCCAUCCUGAAGAAAAACCAAAGUCGCCUGAGAAGAAAGACGAAAAGGUCCUAGCUAAACCAGACGAUAGUUCCAAGUCAGCCAUUGAGACUGAUAAGCCCAGUCAUAAAGAAUAUUCGGACGAUGCACGGAAGGGAACCGGUUUGUCUGGCAUAUGUCCCAAGAAUAUUACACCUUUUAUGACAGAGGAAAUUUCAGCCUCAACUCAAAGCAACUUUAAAUCAGAAAGCUCUAUUAGAGCAACGCUCGAUACACAGAUAUCUAAUCCAAUAUCCGAUCCAGUUCAGAAGACUUUAUUGGUAACUCCUUUUAUAGACGAUCAGGGUAUUUCUCAGCAUUCUGGAGACAAGUCAAAAACAAUCAGCCCCAUUUCACAGAAAUGUGAGACUCAGCUAAGCUAUCUAGAUCAUCAAUUAGACGUUGAUUUGGUUUCUGAUAUCGAAGAAAAUCGGUCUGUUCAACAGAUUGUGGAGGAUACUAUCAGGGCUGGUGAUGCUGAAGUACAAAAAAUUGUUGACGAAACACUCAAGAGUGUUCAGAAAACUAGAAAUAUUAGGGAACAGGUUGUAGAUGAAGGUCGUUCCGUUGAAGAAAUAGUUGAAGAUACACUUAAGAAUGCAAAGUUCAUUCCAAAUAUUUCCAUGGAAGAUAAACUCUAUUGCGCCCAGGUUAAAGAAAGUGAUGCACAAGAAGUUCGUCCCGUUGCUUACUUUGUAAAUUUAGACGAUGAACAAAAAUCAAUAGACCCAGUUAAAAAGGUACCAGUUAGAUCACAACCGAAAAAAAUAAUUAAGUCAGAGACGGGGAAAAUAUUAGAGGAGGCCUCUGCAAAACCAAUGAAUAAGUCAACCAUUAGCAAAAGAACAAUCACGGUUAGGGAAAAGCCUAAGCCCAAGCCAGUUUCUCCAGCAAAGACGACCACUGUCAAACAAACUCCGAUUAGAAAAACAAUAACCACUGACAAAGCAAAACUAUCCAAUAAGACCGAGUCACGACGUUCAGUCACAAGCUCUACUUCAACAACUACCAGUUCAGCUUCCGCUACUAGUCGUGUGAUAAGUGAAAUACACUUCGAGAGAUCAUCAAGUCCUGCUUCGAGUUCCAUUUUCUACGAAAGCCAACCGCAAGGUGAAGGCAGUCGUUCUACCACCCCAAGACCUAGGGUUAAAACUGAUGUGACACGAAUACCCUACAAUACCUCACCUCGAUCGUUUAGUCCACAGUCAAAGCCCACAAAGACAGAUAAGAAAAGCGUAAACAAAAGUAAAACAACUGCCACUCGUUCUACCAAAGAGCUUACAGAAAAGAGUUUCAAAAAGACUGAGCGAAUUGCCAGCCAAGAGCACGUUGAGAAGCGGAAAACUCCGACACCGUCUGCCACCCACAGAUACAUGCAACCCACCCUGGCCCACAGCAUGAGGUACGGUUUGAGUGGCGAUGGCGACAUUGGCCAGAAUGUCAGCUUGGCAUCUCCAAAGUCGCCGGCACCACCCAAAUCGCCAACUCCGGCCCUAACUAAAAGUACUCGAAGAACACAAACUGUAACAAGUGCCUUGACAAAGUCCACAACCCAAAUACCGAAACAAAAAAACUCGAUUGCUGAAAAGAAACCAGCACAGCCCCGUUCCCAGAUUAAGAGAGGCUCACAGAGCGAUAGCAAGGAAUCCCUAAUGAAAAGCACCGAUCGCCUAUACAAACGACAAACAUCCAAGGAAAAUAAGCUAGCAAACGUGAUAGGCUCCAAGAGCCAAGAAACCAAAAGCAUGAAGACACAAUCAGCUAAUUCAGCCAAGAAACUUGUCUCCAAAACUUCCAUAGAAACCGACAACAAGCUUCUGAAGAAGACCACAGCCACUAUACAGCGCACUAAAGUUCCGAUUAGCGUGUCUUCCAGUGCAAGGACUGCAGCAAAGCUAAGCAAGAGUGAUGACACCGUCAAGAGACCUCAGGUAGACAAUAAGAAACCAGUAAAGCGAACGGUAAGCAAAGUAAGUGAAUCCAGUGGCACCAUGACCACCACAGCGACAUCGACCAGAAUCGUGGCGAGCUCCAUGGAGCCAAAGCUGCAAAAGAAGAUGAAGGACACGAUGAACGAGUCGAGUUCGAACUCGGGAAGCGGCACCACCAGUGCCAGCGGUUCUUCAAAUAGUACGCGGCGAAGUGUGCGAUCCGUUAGCACGGUUAGCCGCAAAACGGACAAGGACUUGACCAACAUCCGGCGAGCAAGUGGAGCGGUUGUUUCGACAUCGACCGUACGGGUGCACCGGGAACCAACAGCAACCACCAGCGCUGUUAGCACCGUGCUCGUUGAUGACGACUGUGAGGUGAUAACCAUACGUUCCAUUAAAUCAAGCGAUAGUACAAAAAGUUCUACCUCAUCAUCCUCCGGUAGCGGCAGCAACAGUCGCAAGGUGCUAACCAGCGAGGUGUUCACUAAAACCUUCGGCCCCGACAAGCCGCUCGAGGUGGUCUACCGACAGCCAGAGUUUGAUGUAGAACACCACACGAUCAUGUCUGUGCGUCCACCCUCCGCGACAAGCAGCGAUCAGCAGAGGUGCAUUAACGAGUUCGAUGUCAGUUUCAUCGACACCACCGACUCCAGUCUCUCGGACUCCGUUGCCUUACCCAUGUUAGGCUCCGGUGAUCCUGAUCGUCUGCUGGCCGCCAGUCCCGGCUCGCCCAAGCCCACCCGCAGUCCCCUGGCCCUUAUUGAGGAGACCCUCCGUCGCCAGCAACAGCAUCACCAUCAUCAGCAACACUACCACCACAGUAGCGGUGCUAUUGCUGCUGCCCUUGAUCCUUCUCUGUCGAUGCCAGUGGCUUUUGGAGAGAGUCACCUGACGGCGGAGGUAGAGGUGGAGAAGGGCAGCAUUUCCAAAGAAACCCUUCAGGAAAGAAAAGUAGACCUAUCCAGUCUGGAUACCGCAAAGAUCUCACAUGAAAUUGGUGAUGUUAAAGUUGGUGGUGGUGAUGAUGAUAGUGAUGGCGAUGGUGGAGAUCUUGUGGCACGCAUUCGCGAGGAAGCCAAUAUUCUGGUGGAUCGCGUACUUGAAGAAAGUGUCGAGAUCAUUGAGAGUCAAGGCCAUCAGGCCAAUGGCCACGAGAUCGCUAAGCUGGACUACAACUCAGAAAGUGAGAAUUAUGCCAUCACAUGCGACGAUAUCGGCGGCGUCGAUGUUAUCAAAUCGCCCACCAUUGAGUCCAUGUCGGGCAAGUCGUUUGACGACAACAUGAGCUUCACCGACGAGCAUAUACAUUUACCCUUGCAUGCCCAGAACACGACCACCACCAUGACAACGACAAUUACCACUCAGUUCCAACAGCAGCAGUCCCAGUCUGCUGUACCAAGUACAUCGGCGGCAAAAGAUCCGGUUGCAGUUCUCGAAUCCGUACCCGUAUCAUUUCCAGUAGCGAGUAGUCGAAAUCAGGCUGAAGACGAGAGUGAAACGCGAGCCAGGCGCAUUGAUCGUAAGAUCGAGAAACUAUCCACGGACAUGGACGAUGUAAGCGCCAGGUUCGAUGAGGCGUUUGAGAUGUCGGUGCCCGAGGACGAGAUCAGCGCCCUGCAGGGCGACUUUUCCAAACUUAGCUGGGACGAAAGCGUUUCGCCCACGACCAACACCAUGGCCGAUAUGGCACAAAACCAAAUAACUCCCGAUAACGAUAUACAAGAUCUCAUCGCAGAAACAGGCGGCGAUUUACCAAACUCAAGUGAAACCGAUACCACUCCCGUACCACCGUCGAAAGAAUCGGAAAGCAAAACCGAAACUGAGCCGACGGUAGUAACCAAUGCAUUCACUACCACCAGCCACGAUACACCCACACCAAAACCAAGAGUACUCAAAGCAAGCUCCCCCGUCUCCGAAGGCACUGAUAGCACUACCAUUCCUGGCCCAGUGCCCAAGCCCGAAAUACCGAUUGAUAUUAGUUUUGAUGCCACCGCACCGGUUCCAAAGCCGCGUGCCCCUAUCAAGCACACGGAACCUUUUGAAAACCUGGCUGCCCUAGCCGAACAGUCCGAUAGCAUUAGUCUGAGGAGUUUUGAGCUCACAGAGGACAUUUCCAAGACGGACGAGCCCUCCACAGAGCUCUCUAUUCGAUCCCAGCUUCGGGACAUAGUCACCACCACCACUGUUUCGGAGGACCACACCGAAAGCUUCGAGCCAACGAGUGAGAUUUCUGUCGAUGAUGCCGACACUGAAAAGUCUGAGGGUGCCGAAAAGACCACUAGCUUUUAUAUUGGGGAAUCAAGCCGUAAUGUUAUCAUCAAGACCUCGACGAGAUCUGCAAGUGUUACACCGCAAGAGGAGGAAGCUCAGGGCGAAAUUGGAAUUGAUGCUAAGGAUAUUUCCCUAAUGAAGGAGGUAUCUGUUGACUCUGACGAAGCCAACGAUGUUUUCAAAGAGUUUGUCACGAUGAAGCCAGAAGAUCCUACUGCAAUGGACAACAAGAUAACCAGACAAGGCUCGGAAACUCGGAAUGACAUACUUGAAUUUGAAAAUGCUGAUAAGGACAAGACUGCAGAGCAGAAGUUAUCCAAGGUAACGACCGAGGAGAGCUUGACCACAUCCACCGGAUCCAGCGGUCGAGCCAUCAUUGAAAUAGCUCCUUCGAGCAGCGAAGAUCCUGAUGAGUCCAGUAAGGAAAUUCCGGAAAUUGUAAAUACAAUCUCAGAGAAGGCAGCCUCAACUGAUAAGUUUGAGUUGCCCUUAGAAAAAAGUGAGUGGGAAACAUCAGAAAAAGAAAUCCCAACUGAGGGCAAACCGAAAGUAGUUCACUCGCCUCAACAACCCCAAGAAGCCAGCAUGAAGAGUACGCUGGAUAAGUUUCACGUAGAUGAAAUUCUUGCCGAAGAACAGGUAUCAGAGGAUCACUCCAGUAGUGAUCACAAGUCGUUUAAGGAGGAGAAAGACUUAAUCCCUUCAGAACUUCGAUCGAGUACCGUGCCUCAGGAAUACACUUUUGCUGUUGAGAGCGAGGACAUCUCAUCAUUCAUAGGCAUACCAGAAGCAAGCAUGCAUACCUCCACUUUGGAUAGUACACAGCCUCCAGAGGGUCUGUUCGACACCACAAUCAAGGAGACCCUCAAUAAACAAGCUGCCAUGGCCCAUUAUGCCCAAGAUGUCUUUGGCAGAGGGGAAAGACGCGAUGACCACGGCUCACUAGGUUUCAUUUCCACCGGCACAGCCGAAGAGUUGAGUUCCAUGGAAGAGCACGUGGCAAAGGAGGAACAAGCCUCAUUGGGCUUCAUUUCCACUGAAACCGCCGAGGAUUUCAGCUCCAUGGAAGAUUAUUAUUCCGAGAAAUUGGCCGUCGCAAGUGUGGUUGCUGAUGAGGCUGCAACCGAAAAAUCAUUGACAACAAGCACUUUUGAAGAGCUUUCGUCUGAUCAAUCCAUGAAACCAAUUGAUGUUGUGGUUCAUCGACUUAAAACCGAGACAUCGCCGGAUUCCAUUAACCGUUGGUCUAUUCCCGAUGUAGACACCUCCAGCUCAAGCGAGAGCUUCCACAGAAGCUUCGACAAGACUCAAAGUCGACCCUUGUCUUCAGACUUGGAUAACCUUGUGACCACCACAGGUACUGGUACCUCAAGUGAUUACCAAACCGCAAGGGAAUUCACCACCACUGGCCGCACGGAGGGAACCGAAUAUAUUAGUGCAGUCAGCACCCUCGGAAGCAGUAGCUUAGACUCACAGUCGGAGACUUCGGCCAAUUUGGCCAGCAUUGAUGUGUCCGAGCUGUCGGAGACGUUGGUGGCCUCCUCUGCCGAAGUUGAUGCUUUUGAAGCCGAAGAGAUGUCGCGUCUGCGCGAUCUUCGAGCCGAUGACGAGGACAGUGAUGAGAGUGUAGAACUUCCGGGAACUGCCUAUCCAACUAGCGAACAGCAAAGUCUGAUGAAGCGCUCCCAGGAAAUGAUUUUCAAGCCAAAAAGUCUGGACGAGGAGCCCUUGCCUGUUGAGGUUGCGCAAAUCGAGGAAUAUCCCAAGCCAAAGGAGGCAGAGCGCACAUGGGGCCUGGCCUAUCCUUUGGAGGACAGCAAGGUGGAUAGUCCGCGGGAGAGUGAAAAAGGCGAAGACAUCCUGUUGUAUCACGGAGAUCCACGUCGGUCCAUUGACGAGUCUAAGUUGGCCUCUAGCCUAGACGAAGGCAGUAUUCUUUCCGUGAGCAUGUCAAGCACAUCCAACAUUGAUACCGUUGUAGAGAACUUUGAUGAUAUUAUUGGAUCCGCUGGAUCCUCUUCAUUGACCGGUAUCGAGGGUUUCCAGUACGGCCAUGACGAGUCUAUUCCAUCUGCCUCAGUGCCGGAAGAUGCCACAUUUAUGCUGGAAAUGGAGAGCAAGGAACAUUCACCGCAGGAUUCUAAUGCCAGUACUCCUCCGGGAGGGGAAUCAAAACGCCGGGGUCACAAGCGAAAUGAGAGCAUUUCGGGAGAUGCCUUAAAGAACUUGGACAAGGAAGUUGCAUUACUGGGCGAAGGCAAGGAGUCGGAAAGCGAAUCUGACACGGAUCCCUACGAAUCGGAAUAUGCCCGCCAGUUCCGUUCCCCCAAAGAACGCAAGAGCAAAAAAAAGAAGCAGGCGGCAGCCGAAAUGGAUCAUAGUGGCGAACUGGAAAAGCGUCCAUUUACACCAUCCCAGUUGGUAGCCGAGGUUAUCGUGGAGGACAGUAUCACAGAGGAAUUGGAGGCAGAGGCAGCGAUGAUCGAGGAGCGCCGCCCUUCCCAAAAUAUGCAGGACUAUUCAAACAUUCCCGACAUAAUGGUCACUGAGGACAUUAAAUCGCCCAUUCUGGAGGAAGAGACCGACGAGUUUCCAGAAAAGAUGCUCUACAAAGUGCGCACCGAGGAAGAAUUGCACAAGGCAAGCGACACCUCGGUAUAUCAGAAGGCAAAGGCCGAGGAGAAGGAGCAGGACUUUCAGCGACGAGUGCAGGAACAAUACCGCCAGAAGCUCGAGGAACUGAAGCGUGCCGAAGUUGGAGCCGAAUACGAUGAUCGCAAGGCUCCCGAUUCACCAGACUCCUUUGAAAUGGUCGAACAACCCGAUAUCUCGGAUGAAUUCGUUAUUAUCGAGGAGGUCGCCAAGGAGGCCAACGAAGUAGAUCUGGGCGGUCAGAGCAUUAAGAUUAAGCAAAUUAAGUACGAGCAAAAGCACGACGAGGAUGUUGAGAAGAUCAUCAUCAAGUCAGCACCUGCGGAUCCCAAGCUCGGAUCACAGCUCUACAAGGACGACCUGAACUUUGAGUUCGAGGAAAGCCCUCCCACUGGAGCCAGCAGUAGUAGCGAGCAGCAGGAGGAGAGCGAUUCCAGUGAAACGGCAGCUGCCAACAAGCGCUGGGUUGAGAUGCAGUUGACCGACAACCAGCUGCGAUAUCCGUAUGAUUUAGCCGGAGCCGUGUUGGAGGACAUUAAAGAGGAAGACGGAGAGUUCGAGGUGGGCAGCAGCCGUAUCAGCAGCUUCAAGGAUUCCUUUUCAAGCACGCCCGAGUACGAUGUGGCCGCACGGCGAUAUCAUUCACGUGGCGAGCACGACGAUGUCUCAAUGAGCAGUCUGCAGGAGUUUGAGUCUUUGGAGCAAGCCAUUUCCCUGGAGAACCGGAAUCGCACCCACCAAGGUUCCACUGAUUCGAGCAAUGGAAGCUUCACCCGCCGAUAUGUGGUUCGUCACAGUGGCAGUGGAACUGCACCCGGUGACGAUGUAUCGGUCUCAAGUCUCAAGGACUUUGAAGGACUCGAGAAUGCCUGCAUCGAAGCCCACCUGAUAGAGAUCAAGGCCAGGGAGGAAGCUGCUCUACUUUCGCGCUCUGAUGAGUCUAAUAAAUCCAAUGGCAGCGAUAAAGGAGCCACGGGUAAUGUUGUGGUGACCAAGGUAACCCGCACAGUAACCCGCACCGAAGUGGUGCCCUCAAGUCAAGUAGAAAGCAUCGAAGCCCUGCUGAAGCAGAAGCUGGAGCGGGAGGAAGGAUCUGUUCAAGGAAGAGUCACCGACAUGGGCACCACUGAGUUGGAUACCAAGUCAAAGAUCGACAGCCAGGAUUCCGAAAAGGAUAGCAUCGAUAGCAUGGAGAUCAGCAAGAGUCAUGACAUGAUGACCAGCAGCAUCGAGAGCUUCGACAUCUCCAAGGACGCAACCACGAGAUCGGACAUUGAUUCCCUGGAGAUCGACAAGCGACACUCGCGGCAAGAGAGCAUAGAAUCUUUCGGCGAUGAGCAGUUGGAUCUCAUGACCAAGUUCGUUAGCGGCGGAGGAGUGACACUGGGUGAUGGACUGACCACCACCACGACCACGACUACCACCAGCACGGAUGCCGAUGGACACGAACACACGGUGACCAGGGUGAUAACCACAACAACAAAUGUGGGCGGUGGCAUUCAAGAACUUCCAAUGGAUGAGUCCGGCAUGUCGAAGGACGUGUCGGUGGAUUCCCUAAACAUGUGCGUGGAGCAAACAACCAGUUCGGCUGGCACAACGGCCACCUACCAAACCAGCGCUGGUAACUCCCAGAUGUCCGGGAGCGUAACCAGCUGUGCGUCCAGCACUCUCAUGGAGGAUUCGUUCCCUGGUGUGGGUGGCAUGUCGUCGUCGCAAAUGUCGGCCAGUUUUUGGUCUCACGAUGAAUCCACGGUGGUCGAGGACGAAGGACGCGAUCUCGCCCAGAAGCCACAACAGGGCCACUAAACGCUGGACGGGAUUAGGAGAGAGAGAGAAAGAGAAAACGAGAGGGAGAAGAAAUGAGAUAUAUAUGAGAUGUCACACGUAAUCCCAUAUGAAAAUGGGGCUUGAGCGGUGACUUAGAAUAUUUGGCUAGACAAGGCGCUCUUCUAGACGCAGCACCAAAUGCAGGAAUCUCUGGACGAGGAACGCAUCUUUACCGGCUCUGAAAACAUCACCGAUUUCAAAUCGAACAGCGAGAGGGAUUUAUUAAUUAGCAAAUUUGACAUUUUCCAUCUACACACAGACACACACACACACACAUUUUUAAUGAUAUUGAAGUGCAUACACGAGUUUUUAAAGGCAAAUAUAUAUAUUUUAUAUAUUUAUAAAAACUAUAAAAUCGCAAACAUGAAUACGAAUAUGAAUAUAUGGCAAGCAUUAGCCAUUCAACGCAUUUUCUUAUUGGCUUUAAUGUUUGAAAAUUAAUAAAAGUUACGGCAAAAACAGAAAAUCUUUGUGCUAGGCGUUGUAAUGGAAUACACCUUUGCUUUUAAUUUGAUGUAGUUAUUAUAUAUGUACAUGUACGAAGGAUACUUAUUAUUAAAUGAAUCGCUUAUUAUUGUAGUUUAAUUUAAGCAAUUAUACAAACGCAUGUGAAAAAGGGGACGCAAUGAAAUAGUUGAAGCGUGGCAAGUGAAAUGCUUUUAAAGUCUCAUUUUUUUACAAGAACCAAGCAAAUUUUUUCGCUUGCAUAUUUUAACAGUGAAAUAUACAUAAAUAUACAAUCUGAAAACCAGUGCAUAGAUCAAAUUUAAAGCAUAUACAGACAAGAUAUGAAAUUAAUUCGCAUAGAAAUACAACAAAAACAGCCAUAAAGUGUAUCGCUAAUUUUCGUAAUGCACAUCUUGCGUGUACGAGUAUUCGUCAAAGAACCUACUUAUUGAAAGGAUUUAAACGUUUUAGCAUCACCACUGUAAUGGAAUAUGAAUAAAACUAAUAUUUGUGUUAAAAACAUACAAGAAAUAUUAAAAAACAAAAAAACAUUAUUGUAUUGUAAACCCACACGCGUAUGAAUAACCAAAUAAAAUGCUUAAUACAA